AUGACAUCCCCCGACAGCCCCCCAGACCACAAAGCCCUCAUGGCCCAAGCCCUCACCCUCGCCAGAUCCUCCCCCUGCCUACCCACAAACUACCGCGUCGGCGCCCUGCUCGUCGACCCAACCCCUCCCACCACAUCCUCGUCACCAGAAUCCCCCGCAGCCCCCUCGCCGAAAAUCCUGUCAACGGGCUACACGCUCGAGCUCCCAGGCAACACGCACGCGGAGCAGUGCUGCCUCGCCAAGGUCUCGUCCUCAGCAGGAGAUGCGCAACCGCCCAGCACCGAGCUCCCAGACGACGGGCAGCUGCAGCGCCUGGAUCUGCCCAGGGGCCGGCUGGCUCUGUACACGACCAUGGAGCCGUGCGUGGAGCGCCUGAGCGGUAACCUGCCGUGCGUACAGCGCAUCCUCGCCUACCGCGACUUCAUCAGCGACGUCUACGUCGGCGUACUCGAGCCCGACACCUUUGUCAAGGGCAACUCGGGCCGCGCCGUGCUCGAGGCCUCGGGCAUCAGGGUUCAUCAUGUCGUUGGCCUCGAGGACGAGAUCCUCGCUGUCGCCACCGCCGGCCAUGCUCGCCCUGCCGCCGAGCCGUAG
Molecule: messenger RNA, 594 nt
Organism: Pyricularia pennisetigena
Lineage: Eukaryota; Fungi; Ascomycota; Sordariomycetes; Magnaporthales; Pyriculariaceae
Exons: 1
Coding region: 1-594 (197 amino acids)
Molecular function (GO): catalytic activity
Source: RefSeq, a predicted model, not a curated record